UUCAUAUAAAGUGAGAGAGAGAGAGCGCGGCUGGACAAUCGAUUGACAGUUUACUACUCGAUGCGAUUUCCGAAGAAGAUGGCCAAGUUUGCAAUCGUCACGAUCGUUUUGUUGGCGAGCACUGCCUCGCAGUCCCAGAGGAUAAUUAGGGAAGCACCUACACAAUCCGCAGAUGCGAAUGCAACGACCAUCAAAGACAUUCUGCAGAAGAUCUCGAACGGGGAUUCGAAUACGAAGGAUGAUGUAAAACUCGUCGAUAUCAUUAAGGAGGAAAUCAUGAAGACCGCGGAGGAAAUUAAGACGCCCACAGGAUCGAUCGAAGCAGCAGCUAAAAAAGCGCAGAUAUUGGUGUCCGAAUUGACCUCGGCAUACACGAACGCUAUUUAUAAAUCCAAAACUCCCGAAGAUGGUCGCGAGAAUUUUGCACGCUUCCAGACUACCGUCCAAAUGAUCGUGGAAUUCAUCAAAAACGGCCAAUUCUUGGCAUAAUCUAAAAAAUCCUAUUUUCUUAAACUGUCUAUUUCAACCUGGCAUAUUUAUCCGUUAAACGUAGUACCUGUCUAUCGCCAACUUCACAAAUGUAUCAUAGAAAAUCAAUAAAUAUAAUUGUGAGUUAA
Messenger RNA from Wasmannia auropunctata (little fire ant), 617 nucleotides. RefSeq lists its product as uncharacterized. The record is from RefSeq and is a predicted model, not a curated record. The coding region runs from base 61 to 489 and encodes 142 amino acids. The transcript is spliced from 2 exons. NCBI's taxonomy places the organism in Eukaryota, Metazoa, Arthropoda, Insecta, Hymenoptera, Formicidae.